UCCAAUUAGUUUGGUUCAAACCUUGAUCACGACUACCCUGGUCAGGGUAGCUUCAUAGAAUUGAAUUCUUGAUUUUGGCUUCGAAUUCAGAUUGAAGAGAUUGAAUCGAACCCAAUUGUCAACGACUUUAAAUCCACCCAAUUUGAUCCACCAACUACCAAGCUUUUACCUGCAUCAUUUCAAAAUCUCUUCUCGUCAAUUUUAGACAGCUCGCAAAGUCGACCUGCAACUUCUCCCUUUCUUCUCUCCUUGGACUAGCUCAUCGGAAGUCAACGGAAAUGGAUGGGCUUGCUCCGGUGCCGGCCGGCGGGGGCGGCGGUGGUCCGGCUCCGUUCCUUAUCAAGACGUAUGACAUGGUGGACGACUCGGGCACCGAUGAAAUCGUACAGUGGUCCGAGAACGGCAACAGCUUCGUGGUUUGGAACCCUCCGGAAUUCGCGCGGCUUCUCCUCCCUACCUACUUCAAGCACAACAACUUCUCCAGUUUCAUACGUCAGCUCAACACCUAUGGUUUUCGGAAGAUUGAUCCUGAAAGAUGGGAAUUUGCAAAUGAAGAAUUUCUGAGAGGCCAAAAGCAUCUCCUUAAGAACAUUCACCGCAGAAAACCUAUUCACAGUCAUAGUCAUCCUCCAGGUUCCACAGUAGAUCCAGAAAGAGCUGCAUUUGAGGAAGAAAUCGAUAAGCUUUCUCGUGAGAAGAGUAAUCUCGAGGCCAACAUCUCAACAUUCAUACUGCAACAGUCCACCGCAAAACAGCAGCUCGAAGAACUAACGCAGCGGGUUGGUAAUAUGGAGCAAAGGCAAGAGAAUUUGUUGGCAUGUUUCAAAAAGGCCAUCCGUAAUCCCGAUUUUGUUGAACGUCUUGCUCAAAAGCUAGAAUCCAUGGAUUUUUCAGCUUAUACUAAGAAAAGAAGAUUGCCUCAAGUUGAAAAUUCCCAACCAGUUGAAGAGACUAUCCUGGUAGACAACCAUAGCAGCUCUAGACCUGAGUUUGGUAACCUAUGCCACCAAGAUUUCUCAAAUAAGCUGAGGCUAGAGUUAUCUCCAGCUGUUUCAGAUGUUAAUUUGCUUUCUCAUAGCACUCAAAGCUCAAACGAAGACGGGGGUAGUCCCCUCAGGAGAUUAUCUGAAGGAUGGCCGAAUGAUUUGCAAAUGAGAACUGCUGAUGUUCUAUAUGCUCCAGAGACAGUCGAGCUUUCAGAUACAGGAACAUCAUUUACCUUGAAGAUGGAUUCUCCUUUGACCGGUAAAGCAAGUGGUGUCACAAGUCCGAGACUCAACUCGUUUCAACAUACCUUGACUGCUAAUGAGGAAGUCGAUGGGCAAAUGUCCUGUCAAUUGAAUCUUACUCUAGCUUCUUCUACACUGCAAGUUGACUCUAACCCACAUUCAGCCAGAAUGCCACAAAUGGGCGAUAUGAUUAGAUGUUCAGAAUCAAGAUCCAACAUUGAUGGCAAUGUAGCAGAUCAUAGCAUUCCACAGAAGACCAGAAACCCUUCUAUAGAUAAUGCCAAUUUGUCUUCUGCUCACAAUGCAUCAAAUAACAAGCAAGGGUCUGCCACACCUCCGGCCCGAGUGAAUGACGUGUUCUGGGAGCAAUUCCUGACAGAAAGGCCAGGUUGCUCUGAUAAUGAAGAGGCGAGCUCUGGUAUCCGAGCAGGUUCAUAUGAUGAGCAAGAAGAUAGAAGAUCAAAUCAGGGAAUAGCUCGAAACACAAGCAGCAUGGAUAAACUUACUCUCUAAGGUCGAGAUUCUUCCCCCUUUUUCCAUCGCUCUUCAAUUUAUAGCUUGUAAAACUAAUUUCAGUCAACUUGCAAAGAUUUACAAGCAUUUUCGUCCAAUGGUUUAUAUCAUUGUACAUUAGCUGCUCAAAACCGUGAAUAGGGGCUGACCAUUUGUACAUAUAUUAAUAUUUGUUCCCCAAAACAUUAGGUGAAGCUUGAUGGGAGAUGAUUAUUUAUCCUAUUUUUGUUCUUUUA
Molecule: messenger RNA, 1978 nt
Organism: Ipomoea triloba (trilobed morning glory)
Lineage: Eukaryota; Viridiplantae; Streptophyta; Magnoliopsida; Solanales; Convolvulaceae
Product: heat stress transcription factor A-5
Exons: 2
Coding region: 279-1742 (487 amino acids)
Biological process (GO): regulation of transcription by RNA polymerase II
Cellular component (GO): nucleus
Molecular function (GO): DNA-binding transcription factor activity; RNA polymerase II cis-regulatory region sequence-specific DNA binding
Source: RefSeq, a predicted model, not a curated record